AUGUCUCGAGUCGGCCUCCUUCUCUUCAUCUUUUGUUUGUCAGUUUUGGUUGGAUCAAUCGAAGGGUACGCAACUGGUUUAGGUUCGAUCUCUGGUAUUGCUGGUCUUAUACUAGGCCUUUUAGUGGCUACCAUGUUUUUCGUUUUCCUCUGCGUGAUCCAAUGCUUGUGUGCCCGGUGGACAAAGUCUAAAAACGACGCAGCCAACCUCGUUCACGUUUCUGGUCAAGUGGAGGGAGCUCAUGGAAUUGAUCUCAAGUCGUCUCCACAAAUCAAGAAAGUCCAAAAGGGAGAUCCUUAUUACCGAGUUUGA
Molecule: messenger RNA, 312 nt
Organism: Microthlaspi erraticum
Lineage: Eukaryota; Viridiplantae; Streptophyta; Magnoliopsida; Brassicales; Brassicaceae
Source: the annotation of a GenBank genome assembly